Colossoma macropomum (tambaqui) is the source of this 1771-nucleotide messenger RNA. It is a transcript of the gene rad52, whose product is annotated as RAD52 homolog, DNA repair protein. NCBI's taxonomy places the organism in Eukaryota, Metazoa, Chordata, Actinopteri, Characiformes, Serrasalmidae. Gene Ontology annotation, cellular component: nucleus. The transcript is spliced from 11 exons. Gene Ontology annotation, biological process: mitotic recombination; DNA recombinase assembly; double-strand break repair via single-strand annealing. Bases 366 to 1745 code for a protein of 459 amino acids. The record is from RefSeq and is a predicted model, not a curated record.
CGACGCGGGAAGUUGAAACAUUCAUUCGCAGGUUUUUCAUACUUUAAAACGCUGCUAAACCUUUUUAAAAACGUGCAUAUAGCGAGAUAUAAAACCGUCGGACGUCUCGGCUGUUGAGAAAAGCUGGAGCUGAAUCAACUGAACCUCUAAAACUGCAAGAAAUCUGCCGACUUGUGUAUCAGGAUGACUGAAGUUCUGCGAAAGCUAAUGCGACGUAGCCAGCUGAACUAGCGAAGUGUGCAGAAUGUGACCGUCAGAGGAAAAGCUGCUACCAUCUGCUCUCUAUGUGAAACGUUAUCACUGAAAAGUGUUCACGAUAGCCGGACGGAUCGAGCUGUUAAAGUUACAAAUCCAACAGCUGCACAAUGGAGCAUCACAGUGACAGACAAGAGGACAGAAAGAAGCACCAGGCGUCCAACAUGUGUUUUGGACAGUACCAGUACACUGCAGAGGAGUACCAGGCGAUUCAGACAGCUCUUCGACAGAGACUUGGACCAGAGUACAUUAGCACUAGACAGGCCGGAGGAGGGCAAAAGGUGUGUUACAUUGAAGGUCACAAAGUGAUCAGUUUGGCCAAUGAAAUGUUUGGGUACAAUGGCUGGUCUCACUCAAUUUCACAACAAAGUGUUGACUUUGUGGACCUGAUUAAUGGGAAAUUUUAUGUUGGGGUCAGUGCAUUUGUGAAAGUUCAACUAAAGGACGGCUCAUACCAUGAAGAUGUGGGUUAUGGGGUAAGCGAGGGCUUGAAGUCUAAGGCUCUGUCGCUGGAGAAGGCAAGAAAAGAGGCUGUGACGGAUGGACUGAAAAGAGCACUGAAGUGCUUUGGAAACGCUCUGGGAAACUGCAUCCUCAACAAGGAGUACCUUAUAGCCAUCAACAAGAUUCCCAAGCAGCCCCCCACCCCUUUAGACCCAGACAUGACGAAGCGUUGUGAUGUUGAGCCUUCUGUGGAGAAGGCCAGGUAUGACAGCCUGGCCCGCAUUAACAGCAGGGGUUGCAAUAAUCCAGUAGAACCAGCACCACAAAAUGCACCCGCAGUACAGACUGUUUUCCAACCUGAGCCAGCAGGGCAGCAGAAAGCAAUUGAGUCCAGGACCUCACUGACAAACCUAACAGCACAUUCUGGCAACACAUCAACUCAGCAGGAUUGUGAAAACAGAUCCGGCAACAUGUCCAGGUCAGCGGCUGACAUGGCCGACCUGUCCUCCUGUAACCCCGUGUUGGACUCAAAGCAGCAGAGGAAGCUGAGGCAGCAGCAGCUGCAGCAGAAGUUCAGGCAAGAGAUGGAGGCCAAGAAAAAUCAGCAGGGCCAGCCACAGCUGAAAAAAGAACACUCUGAGCCUGAGAUUCAUCCUAAACCAGGCCAGGCUGCAGGUCCCAUUAACCACAGUACACCUAAUGGACAUACAGUGAUAACCAAGAAGGAGGAAUAUCUGGCUGACAACCCAGAGAUGUGGGACUUUACUCUGGAUGGCAUUGAUAUGCUUGAUGAUCCAGCAAGAGAAUCACCAGCGGCUUCUCGGCCUGCCACUCCUAACGAGCACACGAUGGUGACACGCAGUAAGACUCCUCAGAGAGUGGCUUCGCUGAGGCCUCCGGUCCGGCCUCAGGUCCCACUGGUCCAUCAGGGCCAAGAAAGGCACACACAAUACCACCCACCAGCACCAAUUACAGGGGCUAGAGGGGCAGAUCAGAGUCCAUACAGACAAGGACAGUACAUGAAGAAGAGGAAACUGGACACUUGAAGAUAUUGCAAAAUUGAAUUUUUUAC